Messenger RNA from Triticum aestivum (bread wheat), 1372 nucleotides. Its product is annotated as NAC domain-containing protein 30-like. NCBI's taxonomy places the organism in Eukaryota, Viridiplantae, Streptophyta, Magnoliopsida, Poales, Poaceae. The transcript is spliced from 3 exons. Gene Ontology annotation, biological process: regulation of DNA-templated transcription. Bases 303 to 1256 code for a protein of 317 amino acids. Gene Ontology annotation, molecular function: DNA binding. The record is from RefSeq and is a predicted model, not a curated record.
UGUCAAGAGUCUGUGCUCUCUUCUCAUUGCAGCGUUGCACGAGUGCGCCCACCCAGCAGCCAUGAUCCUUGUCUAGAUCUCUAGCUACCUAUAAAGAUCCUUUUCACCUUCUUUGGUCCAUAUGCAUACAACAUAUAUACACGGUCGAUCGAUCGGUGGACCAGCUAGCGCCAUUGUUGCCCCUCUCUGAAGAUCAGCUGUGGCCUCCACACAUGCAUCUACUAGUAGUAAGUUGAAAAGGUUGUGUGCUUGAUUUCAGUUCAGAAGACAUCGAGCUAGCUUGCAACCAGGCAGGAAGGUAGAUGCUAGCAAUGGACCAGCACCAUCAGCAGGAGGAGUCGUGUGUUCCACCGGGAUUCAGAUUCCAUCCCACAGAGGAGGAGCUGGUGGGGUACUACCUGGCCAGGAAGGUGGCCGCCCAAACGAUCGACCUCGACAUCAUCCAGGAGGUUGAUCUCUACAGGAUCGAGCCAUGGGACCUCCAAGAGAGGUGCGGCGGCGCGGGAGGGCGGGGAGCGCGUCAGGUGGCGGAGGACGAGCAGUCAUCAUCGGAGUGGUACUUCUUCAGCUUCAAGGACCGCAAGUAUCCAAGCGGCACGCGCACCAACCGCGCCACCGCGGCGGGGUUCUGGAAGGCCACCGGCAGGGACAAGCCGGUGAUGUCGUCGCGGAGCCGCGGCGUGAUCGGCAUGAGGAAGACGCUUGUUUUCUACAGGGGCCGUGCACCCAACGGUAGGAAGACCGACUGGAUCAUCCAUGAGUACCGCCUCCAGACCAGCGAGCAUGCGCCCACACAGGAGGAAGGUUGGGUGGUGUGCCGGGCGUUCCAGAAGCCGGCGCCGAACCAAAAGCCGUCCUACAUCUUCCCCGCAUACGCUACCACUCCGGGCCUCGGGAGCUACUACGACGCGAGGCCAUGGCUGCACAGCCAAGUCGGCGGUGACCUCUAUUACCUGCAGAGCGCCACUGGCGCUGCCGGGCCCGGCGGCCUCGGCUUCCCGAGCCAGGACGUCAAGUACUCCUCCGAGGACCUGCUGGACUCCAAGCAGAGUCUCUUCGGCAAUAUCCCACAGCUCAUUGAGAGCCCGCCGCCGACCGCCCUUCUAGGCUGCGGCGACGAUGCCGUCCUCCAGCCACAGGGUCCGGGACAUGCGGUGACCGGCAUCGACUGGAACUUCCUGGACAGCUUGCUGUCCACGUCACAGCUCCACGAAUACUCUGCCACUGCUGCAUCACAUCUGCACCUUGAGCAGUGAAGUAGAUCGAGUUAGCAGACAUACCGUAGAAGCAUCGAUUUCAUUGUAUACAUGAUUUCAUCGUAGAUGAUGUCCGGGACACUUGGUUGACACUUGUACCUAGACUAGUUUGUUGA